AUGCUAGAACACCUUUAUAAAGAUGGUUUCUACAAAUUCGAAACAUCCAACGAUGGAAUUAAAAAGAGGCCAGUUGUGUAUGCUACUGCAUCAGAACUCGUAGACUUUAUCUUUGAAAAACGAAACAUUGAACACAUAGAACAAUCAAAAAUAAAAGUAAUGGCAGAUGGAGGACAAGAUUUCUUCAAAAUUUCUCUUUCAAUAUCAAUUCCAGAAGACAACUUGAAAGAAAAUGACUUGGAUAAAAGUAAAAACGUUUCAACUUACUCUACUGGUGAAAGUAUGGCAAAUAAACGCAAAUUGACUAGUGUGUUUAAAUUGCUUUUAUUAGGCAUAGUGCCUUGGAUUAAAGAGACCUAUGAUAAUUUUAAAAUUUUGGUUGAAUUGACUAAACUCAAUGAGAUACCCUUUAAAUUUCUUGGAGAUUUAAAGCUCGUUCUAUUGGUCAAUGGACAGCAAACUGCAACAGCUUCCUACACUUGCCCUUAUUGCUUCGUCACAUUAAAUUAA
Molecule: messenger RNA, 510 nt
Organism: Brassicogethes aeneus
Lineage: Eukaryota; Metazoa; Arthropoda; Insecta; Coleoptera; Nitidulidae
Source: the annotation of a GenBank genome assembly